This is a messenger RNA of Lontra canadensis (Northern American river otter), 872 nucleotides long. RefSeq names its product osteocrin (gene OSTN). The coding region runs from base 239 to 637 and encodes 132 amino acids. The transcript has 5 exons. Gene Ontology annotation, molecular function: signaling receptor binding. Lineage: Eukaryota; Metazoa; Chordata; Mammalia; Carnivora; Mustelidae. The record is from RefSeq and is a predicted model, not a curated record. Gene Ontology annotation, biological process: hormone-mediated signaling pathway.
GAGGAAAAACUGAGAGAAAUAAAAUAAGAGAGUGGGGGGAGAGAUUAAAGAGAGGCUUGGGAAAAUGUUCAGUGGAAAAUCUAGAAAUGAUGUAAGAGAAAGCAAAGGCAGGGAUUGGAGUAAGGGGUGUAUAACUGAAACUAUAAAAACUCAGAGAGAAAACUCACCAUAAGGGCUGAGUUUGGGAGAAACUGCACAGAGAGGACUCUAAAGUUAGAAUCUCCUGAUUUUUCACAAGAUGCCGGACUGGAGAUUGGCAAACGCACAUUUUAUUCUGGCUGUGACGUUGAUGCUGUGGAGUUCAGGAAAAGUACACUCAGUGGAUGUAGCAACAGAGGCUUUUGAUUCUGGAAUCAUAAGUGUGCAGUCACCAUCCACAGUCAGGAAAGAGAAGUCAGCUACUAAUCUGGCAGCGAAACUCUUGCUUCUUGAUGAACUUGUGUCUUUGGAGAAUGAUGUAAUUGAAACAAAGAAGAAAAGGAGCUUCUCGGGUUUUGGGUCUCCCCUGGACAGACUCUCUGCUGGCUCUGUCAAUCAUAAAGGUAAACAGAGGAAAGUAGUAGAUCAUCCAAAGAGACGAUUCGGUAUUCCUGUGGAUCGGAUUGGUGGAAACCGUCUCUCAAAUUCCAGAGGCUAAUUGAUUCUAACCAUGAGUACAAUUCAGACACAACUUCUCUGGUGAAAUGUCACAGAAACAUGGAAGAUGCUUCAGUGAAGUUCUUUACACUCAAUAAUGAUUCAACAUUCAAGGAACUGGCCUUCUGCAAAUCCUUUCCACAGUUUGAGCUUCAGUCCGUCACAUCACAGUAUUGUUAUAACUUCAAUUAAAUUAUGCAUAUCACUUCAAUGCAUGGAUAUUUUUUAAAAUAUAU